UGCUUGUUCUAUUAGAAUUGGGACUUUGAGUGACAUGGGUAAGGCUCAGGGUCCUGCUAUGGACAUUGGGUUAAACGACAGGGAGGUUGACAUUGAAACCAUUGUCAACAACAGUGAGGGCGAGGGUCCUGAUAUGGGCUUCAAGUUAAACGACUUGACGGCUGACAUUGAAGAGGGUGUCAAGUCUUUCAGCCUUUGCGAUGAAGAGAAGAAAUGGACAGCGACGUCGAUCUACAAGGUACCCUCCUUCAUCAGAGACAUCAGAAAAGAUAUCUUCACUCCGACGGUGGUUUCUUUUGGUCCCUACCAUCACAAUGCUCACAACCUGAGGCCAGUGGAGGAGCACAAGCGCCGCGCUCUGGUCCACUUCCUCAGGAUGGCAAGCAAACCUCUAGAUCACUUCAUCGAGGCGAUGAGGGCUAUUGAGAAGCAACUGCAAGACUCUACCAUAGCCUCGACAAGAAUGCUGCGCAUGAAGGAUGAGAAGUGUAGAGCAAAGAGGUUGCCUUACAUCAGGAGGGACAUGCUGGUAAUGGAAAACCAGCUACCUCUUCUAGUUCUAAAGAAGCUGCUUGAAGUCGAAGGCCUUCAAAGUGACGUGGAUGAUGUCUCCAUUAAUAAGAUGGUACUCCGGUUCUUUGAGGUAGAAAAGUAUAUACCGAUAACAGGCCUGGGCCUCCAUCCGCUCGACGUGUAUCGGAAGAGUUUGCUUCAUGGUACACCACAGAGGACGCCGCCACGAGCCGCACGGAACCAGAGCUCCAACGAGGUCAUCAGGCCAGCCGUGGAGCUCCACGAGGCUGGAAUCAAAUUCAAGAAAGGCGAGAGCCUUGCGGACAUCGACUUCCGGAAAGGCGUACUGACCCUCCCAUUCCUUCAGGUCGAUGACGACACCGAGAGUAUGUUACUCAACCUCGUGGCCUUUGAGCACCUCCAUGUUGGCACUGGCAGCGAGGUCAUCUCCUACGUAUGCUUCAUGGACGAGGUCAUUGACUCAGCCAAGGACGUGAGACUCCUGCAUGGAAAAGGCAUCAUAAGAAAUGCAAGCGGGAGCGAUAAGUCUGUCGCCGAGCUCUUCGGGAGACUCUCCAAGGAAGUGACAUUGGGUCCAGAGAGGAGGCUUCAAGAUGUGCGGCGGCUGGUGAAUGAACACUGCGGGGCGAGGUGGAAUACUUGGAAAGCAGAUUUACGGCACAAUAUUUCCAUACCCCAUGGGCCGCGAUCUCACUCAUAGGCGCCAUAUUCAUUAUUUUGCUCACUACCGCCCAGACCGUUUAUACCAUUUAUGGACAAUAUCAUCCGAAUUAAAGCUCUUCGUCCUCUUCCCCAGCAGCUGCCCCCGGUUGAUUGCAAGUUGGUUUGUACUGGCUGGUGUUGGCCUUGUCUCUAUUUUAUUUGAUUGUAAUUUGACGUUCUGCUGAUGUCAAAUAAAUUUGCUAUAGUCUUGUCCUUGUAUUUGCUUCCUUUGAUUGCAAUAUGUUUUCCCCAAA
Messenger RNA from Phoenix dactylifera (date palm), 1490 nucleotides. NCBI's taxonomy places the organism in Eukaryota, Viridiplantae, Streptophyta, Magnoliopsida, Arecales, Arecaceae. The record is from RefSeq and is a predicted model, not a curated record.